Messenger RNA from Lutra lutra (Eurasian river otter), 3421 nucleotides. Its product is annotated as filaggrin-2-like. The coding region runs from base 65 to 3421 and encodes 1118 amino acids. Gene Ontology annotation, cellular component: keratohyalin granule; cornified envelope; nucleus. Gene Ontology annotation, biological process: establishment of skin barrier. The transcript has 5 exons. Gene Ontology annotation, molecular function: calcium ion binding; transition metal ion binding. The record is from RefSeq and is a predicted model, not a curated record. Lineage: Eukaryota; Metazoa; Chordata; Mammalia; Carnivora; Mustelidae.
GCUGCAUCAGGAUUUAUCCUACGUGUUCCUUUGGUGAACCAGGUUCACUUAAACUUGCAAAAAGAUGACUGACCUCUUGAGAAGUGUUGUCACGGUCAUUGAUGUUUUCUACAAAUACACCAAGCAAGAUGGGGAAUGUGGCACACUGAGCAAGGAUGAACUAAAGGAACUUCUGGAGAAAGAGUUCCGUCCAAUUCUGAAGAACCCAGAUGAUCCAGAUACAGUGGAUGUUAUCAUGCACAUGCUAGAUCGAGAUCAUGACCGAAGACUGGACUUUACUGAGUUUCUUCUGAUGGUAUUCAAGCUGGCUAUGGCCUGCAACAAGGUUCUCAGCAAAGAAUACUGCAAAGCUUCAGGGUCAAAGAAGCAUAGCCAUGGUCAUCGACACCAAAAGGAAGAAAGUGAAACAGAAGAGGAAGAAGAAGACACACCAGGACAGAAAUCAGGUUACAGACAUUCAAGAUGGAGUGAGGGAGAGGAGCAUGGUUAUGGUUCUGAGGGCUUAAGGGGAGCUAGGAAACAUAGACAUGGGUCAAACUCCAAGAGGCUGGGAAGGCAAGGUGGUUUAUCUAGCUCAGGAAACCAAGAGCAAUUUGAGAAAAGACACCAUUGGUCUAGCUCUGGUCACUCAUGGAGUAGUGGCAAAGAAAGACAUGGUUCCAGCUCUGAGGAGCUAGGAGAAAGAAGAAACAAGUCACACGUUAGCCCCUCUAGGGAAUCUGAGAAAGAAUAUGAAUCUGGAUCUAGAUUAAAGAGCAGGAGAAGGAAAGGACAUAGUGGUCUGUCACAUGGAUUGGAUGCUAGUGGACAUGAAUCAAACUCUACUCAGUCAAGACAGAGUGGAGGACAAAAGCUUGGAUCUAGUUCUAGAGGCUCAGGAGAUAAUGGAAGGCAAAACUAUGCAUGCGGUUCCAGCAACUCAUGUGGGUGUGGAAGGCCACAAAAUGUUUCUACUUCUUGUCAGGAAGGUAGAUUUGGAGGGCAAGGGAAUCAAUCUAACUGUACCCAGUCAGGAUGUCAGUCAGGAAGUAGUGGUGGACUAGGUCAUGGAUGUAUUUCAGGUCAGUGCUCUGGAUAUGGUCAAUAUGAGUCUAGCUCCUGCAGCCAGUCUUCUAGUCAGGAAGAAUAUGGAUCUAGAGCAUGUGGUCAAACACAGAACUAUGGAAAACAACAGAGAACAGGUUCAAGUCAGUCCUCUUGCUGUGAACAAUAUGGGUCUGGAACAAGUCUGCCUUCUAGCUAUGGUCAACAUGGACAUGGUUCUUGUGGACACUUUUCAAACUCUCAUCAAAAAGGGUCAGGUUCAAGUGAAUUUUCUAAAUGUGGACAACAUGGGUCUGGCUCUGGGCAGUCCUCUGGCUUUGGACAACACAGAUCAGGCUCAGGUCAAUCCACUAACUUUGGAUAUGGCUCUGGUUCAUGCCAGACCUCUGGUUUUGGACAACAUGAGUCUGGCUCAGGACAGUCCUCUUGCUUUGGCCAACAUGGGCCAAGCUCAGGACAGGCCUCUGGCUUUAGCCAGCAUAGGUCUGGCUCAGGAAAGUCCUCUGGCUAUGAACAAUAUGAAUCCAGCUCAGGUCAGUCUUCUAGAUUUGGAAAACAGGAAUCUGGUUCAGGACAGUCCUCUGGUUUGGGUCAGCAUGGGUCUACCUCAGGACAGUCCUCUGGUGUUGGAAAACAUGGGUCUGGCUCAGAGCACUCAUCUGGUGCGAAACAGACCUCCGGCUUUGGAGAACACAGAACUGGCUCAGGACAGUCCUUUGGUUCUGGACAACAUGGGUCUGGUUCUCAUCAAUCUACCUCUGCAAAACAUAGAUAUGGCUCAGGUCAAUCUUCUAGCUUUGGAUAUGGAUCUAGUAAACAUCACUCUCCUGCUUCUGGGACUGGCUCAGGUCAUUCUUUGGAAUUUGAACAACAUGAGUCUAGAUCAGGUCAGUCUACCUACGGCAAACAUGGUUCCAGGUCAAGGAAAUCCUCCAGUUCUGGCUCUAGGUCAUCCUCAGGCAAGUCCUCUACACAUAGUCAACAUGGAUCCAACUCAAGGCAGUCAUCUAGCUAUGAUCAACAUGAAUUGACCUCAGGUCAAUCCUCUGGCUAUGAUAAACAUGACUCUAGGGUACAGGAAAAAGAACGCUAUGAGACUAGUUCAGGAAAAGGGUCUCCAAAAUCUGGAACAACAAUAUCAGAUUCAGCUGAGAGUCAAACAAGGAAAAGAGAUGAAGGCAGACAGGGGAAAACUCAAGGACAGUCAGGAGAGAGGAGUACAAAUGGCCACUCCAGUCAUGGACAAGCCACCAGGACAGAAUCCAGUAAGACUAACAGAAGGGAUUCUAGUGUCAGUGAGAACAGUGACAGUGAAAGACACUCAGGAGCCCCACAGACACACGCAGGAUCCCCUCAUAGCCACUCUGGAUCUCAACAUGGAGAGUCAGGAUCUACAGCUAGAGGGAGACAGAGAACUAGUCAUGGCCAGUCAGGAGAUACCAGAGGACAUAGUGGGUCUGGGCAUGGUCAAGCCACCAGGACAGAAUCCAGUAAGAGUACAAGAAGGGGUUCUAGUGUCAGUGAUUCCAGUGACUCUGAAAGGCACUCAGGAACCUCACAGACACACACAGGAUCCCCUCAUAGCCACUCUGGAUCUCAACAUGGAGAGUCAGGAUCUACAGCUAGAGGGAGACAGGGAACUAGUCAUGGACAGUCAGGAGACACCAGGGGUCAUAGUGGGUCUGGGCAUGGUCAAGCUACCAGGACAGAAUCCAGUAAGACUGCAGGAAGGGGAUCUAGUGUCAGUGAUUCCAGUGACACUGAAAGGCACUCAGGAACCUCACAGACACACGUAGGAUACCCGCAUAGCCACUCUGGAUCUCAACAUGGAGAGUCAGGAUCUACAGCUAGAGGGAGACAGGGAACUAGUCAUGGCCAGUCAGGAGAUACCAGGGGACAUAGUGGGUCUAGGCAUGGUCAAGCUACCAGGACAGAAUCCAGUAAGACUGCAGGAAGGGGAUCUAGUGUCAGUGAUUCCAGUGACACUGAAAGGCACUCAGGAACCUCACAGACACUAGCAGGAUCCCCUCAUAGCCACUCUGGAUCUCAACAUGGAGAGUCAGGAUCUACAGCUAGAGGGAGACAGGGAACUAGUCAUGGCCAGUCAGGAGAUACCAGGGGACAUAGUGGGUCUAGGCAUGGUCAAGCUGCCAGGACAGAAUCCACCAUUCAGGAUCUCAACAUGGAGAGUCAGGAUCUACAGCUAGAGGGAGACAGGGAACUAGUCAUGGCCAGUCAGGAGAUACCAGGGGACAUAGUGGGUCUCGGCAUGGUCAAGCUAGCAGGACAGAAUCCAGUAAGACUGCAGGAAGGGGAUCUAGUGUCAGUGAUUCCAGUGACACUGAAAGGCACUCAGGAACCUCACAGACACACGUAG